AUGAGUAAAAAGGUAUUUCUAACAGGGGGUAGUGGAUUCGUAGGAAAGGUGAUUAUAGAGUUAUUGGUUGAAAAAGGGUAUCAUGUAGUAGCAUUGAGUCGAUCAGAUAGCUCAGAUAAAGAGAUUGCUAGAGUGGGAGGUACUCCUGUCAGAUGUUCGAUGAGUGAUGAAUCAUCGUUGAUGGAGCAUAUCAAAGGUUGCUUUUCAGUGAUUCAUUGUGCUGCAAAGUUAGAGACGAAUGCAUCGUCUAUCGACGAACUAUUCAGAGACAAUGUAGAUGCAACAAAGACACUGUACAAUGUUUCAUGUUUUCAAAAUGUACGUGUAUUUGUAUUCAUCAGUACUGAAGGUGUCAUUAUGAAUGGAAACAAUAUACGUGAUGCUCCCGAACAUGUUCCUUCACUAGAUCAUAUCAAUCAUUUAGGUUGGUAUAAUCAAUCAAAAGCAAUUGCUGAAAGAUAUUUAUUAGGUUAUAUUGAUAAUGAAAAUAAUAAUAACAACAAUACAAAUAAUACAAAUAAUACAAAUACAAAUAAUACAAAGAUUAAAAAUAACUUUAAAGAUGAUAAUAAUGAAAAUAAUACAAAUAAUAAUAAUAAUAAUGGAAUAUUAAAUAAUGUUAAUAAGAAAACUACAACAACUAAUAAUAAUAAUAAUACUUCUUCUACUUCUUCUUCAAAAACAAAAUCAAUAAUUAUAAGAUUACCUUUGAUUUGGGGAAAAGGAGAUAAUGUAUUAAAACAUUUAUGUAAUUUGGCAAAUACAUUGAGAUGGGUUUGGAUUGGAGGUGGAAGAAAUCAAUUAUCUAUUUGUCAUGUCAAGAAUGCAGCACAUGGUAUUAUAUUGGCAAUGGAAAAAGGUGAUAAUGGAGAUAUUUAUCAUCUGACUGAUGGUCCAAGUGUACAAUUUCGAUCAUUCUUUACAGAGAGAUUCCAAAAGUGUAGAGUCUCUGAUUGGAAACUUCACAUGUCACUUCCCAUUCCAUUUGCAUGGCUUCUCGUAUACGUCAUGUCAUUCAUGUGGCGUAUCUUUUCACUCAAAGGUCUUCCUCUUCUCACCAAAACCGGUCUCUACUAUAGUUCCAAAGAUUUCACUAUCAACGAUCAAAAUGCACGUCUAAAAUUGGGUUAUCAACCCAUCAUCACCUAUGAGCAAGGUAUGGCUCAAAUUGCAAAAGAAAUGACUCCCAAACAAAGUCAAUCUCAUUCACAAGAAUAA
Molecule: messenger RNA, 1218 nt
Organism: Cavenderia fasciculata
Lineage: Eukaryota; Evosea; Eumycetozoa; Acytosteliales; Cavenderiaceae
Exons: 2
Coding region: 1-1218 (405 amino acids)
Source: RefSeq, a predicted model, not a curated record